GAAACUCCGGGACCGCGGGCUGCUCCUGCGUGGGGGGCGUGAGUGAGGGCAGCACCUGGCCGGCGCUGGGGAAGGAGAGACAGUGAAAUAGGAGUCCCCCCCAAAGUGGAUCAUUUCUUUUCCUCUGCUCAUUCACCCUCCAGUUCAGACUUGCAAUGAGCGGACUGAAGUCUCCUGUGCUGCUGGGGCUGGUGCUCUUAAUGCUGUCAGCAGGUUAUUGCAAAGAGAGAACUGACUCCAUAGACCUAAAAGACAGGCAAAGCCUCUUCAAUCUCAUCAUGGAGAUUAUUCAGGAACUGAAAAGGCACCACAUGGAAGAGGACAACGGGGUGCAAUACUUCUCCAACCACGAUUAUACUUUAGACCGAAGAGAAGUAGCUGAUUACGGAGAGUACCAGGACGAGCAGAGAGCUGAAAUAGUUCCUAGAGAUUUGAGGAUGAAAGACAAGUUUUUAAAGCAUUUAACAGGUCCUCUCUAUUUUAGUCCAAAAUGCAGUAAACACUUUCAUCGGCUUUAUCACAAUACAAGAGACUGCACCAUCCCAGCUUACUAUAAAAGAUGUGCCAGGCUUCUUACUCGGUUGGCAGUAAGUCCAAUGUGCAUGGAAGGAUAAGAUACUACCAUACAGAAAAGAAACACCAAGAACCAGGAGAAGUGCCUUGGAAACCAACAGGGAAAUAGAACUUAAUACCUUUAUAACAUAUUCCAUUGUGAACAAGAGGAUUUAUUUUUGCAGACUGACAAUUUCUCAUAAUUCUUUUAACGUGUUUUGUAUGUUUUCAACAGUUUGCAGAUCUACAUCCUUUACAGUAGUAUAACUGCCAAUAGUACUUACUGCUCCAUACUUAAAAGUACACUCCACAUUUGAUGUGUAGUGCUGCCAAAAAUUACAUGAACAUGUACCCUUCACCAAGAAAUUAAUGUUCUGUUGCUGAAUUCUGAGACUUGGAGGGAUGUUUAUGUUUAUAUACCCUGAACUCUUAAUGAAUCUACUCCACAGCAGUGGUUUUCACUUGAUAUUCUUCAUGCUUAUGCAAUUAAAAGAGAGUUUGGAUAAAACAAACAUUUAAAAAUUUCAGUGUUGGAGGGGUCACAUUGUACCCUUGGAGUGCAAAUUACAAAUUGCAUGACAAAUACAAAACACAAUUCCAAGUGAACAAGUUUUCUCAAGACAAAGGAGUGUGAAUUUUGCGUGCGCGCACACACACACACAAUCUGCCACUGGUUUUCUGUUCAAUGUGUAAACAUUCCAACUAACGUGCAAUAUGUAAAUACUGUAAAUAACAAACAUGAGUAAUAAAGUGUUUGAUAUAUUACAUGAUCUUCAAUGUGUAUUCUUUAAAUGUCCCUUUAGAACAAUGGUUUUCACAAACUGGAAUUGAUUUCACGUGAUUACUCAUGAUAUUUCAGAGCAAAAUAAUCUGUAAAUUAUAUUAAAAUCCAAUGCAAAAUUAUAUUAGGAAAGUAACUUGUGAAAAGGCUAAACGAAGACUGCAUCAGGAGGUCUCACUAUGCAUUUCACUUUUCUUUAAAAUCACCUACCCAGCCCAUUUGGUAUAUGUGUCAUUUUAUUUGUGACCAAAAAACCCAAACCAAAAACCACACACUAUGGAGCAUUUCUAAUAAAUGCAUUCCAGACACACAAAAGUUUUGACACUUAAGCUUUCUUUCAAAGAACCAUCUAUUUUACACAAGUCCUUUAAAUCAUAUUAGACUGUAUGGUAUAAAGUAUUUGAGUAUGAUGCAAGUAUCUGGGGCUAGGAUUUUCAUAGUUUUAUAGAGUUUAAGGCCAGAAAGGACCUUUAGAUCAUCUUGUCUGACCUUCUGCAUACCUCACACUAUUAAAUUCCAUCCAAAUACCGUAUGUUGAGCCCAACAAAUUCAAUUAAACCAAAGCAUUUUAGUCCUCAGGAGACUAAACUAAUGUGUGCCACAGGCAGUGAAUAAGAGAGACCAAGGUGCCACCAAAGCCAUGACAGAGAACUGAUUAGAUGAGAUAUGCUCAGAUGACCCUAAAGGCAAAUCACACCCCAGGCUGCAAAGGACAAUGAAAAGUCUUCAAGGUUCCUGCCAAACUGACUUUGGGGAAAUUCUUGUGAUCCAAGCCUUGUGAUCAGUUACACGCUAGCCAGCUGAGGAAGACACACUAGCCAGUCAUCUAAGACAGAGAAUUUUGUACCAAAUCUGAGCGCCAGUCCACCCUAACUAGUAACCUGUAUCUAGUUGUGGCAGAUCUCUGAUGCUUCAGAGGAAGAUGACCCCUUUACCCAUGAUAACUUAUUUUGGGGGGAAAUUCCUUCCUGACCCCCUGCAGAUGACCAAUUGAAGCCCUGCUGCAUGAGAUUAGAUUAUAAUCAUUAUCAAAUACAGAGCAACAGUGUUAUGAGCAAGUUGAAGACAAUGUAAGCAAACCUGUUCUCCCCAAGGUCUAUGAAGGAAGGAGAUUAACAAUAAGGAGAUUCAUAGACUCACAGAUUCCAAGGCCAGAUGGCAUCACCAUGACUAGCUAGCCUGACACCCUGAACCUGCAGAACUUCUUCCAGAAACUGACU
Molecule: messenger RNA, 2553 nt
Organism: Terrapene triunguis (Three-toed box turtle)
Lineage: Eukaryota; Metazoa; Chordata; Testudines; Emydidae
Gene: ALKAL2
Product: ALK and LTK ligand 2
Exons: 6
Coding region: 156-614 (152 amino acids)
Biological process (GO): positive regulation of ERK1 and ERK2 cascade; positive regulation of ERK5 cascade
Molecular function (GO): receptor signaling protein tyrosine kinase activator activity; receptor tyrosine kinase binding
Source: RefSeq, a predicted model, not a curated record